Molecule: messenger RNA, 1952 nt
Organism: Octopus sinensis (East Asian common octopus)
Lineage: Eukaryota; Metazoa; Mollusca; Cephalopoda; Octopoda; Octopodidae
Exons: 2
Coding region: 32-1861 (609 amino acids)
Source: RefSeq, a predicted model, not a curated record
UCUUUUAGGUGAAUUUGGAGACGAGGAAAGUAUGCUAGCCAAAAGAGGUGCUGAACAGACAGAUCCCCAAUUAGAUUCCAAACUUGACCUCUCCAGAGACUUCCAUAAACCACGUUAUCGCCCCUAUAAACAAAACAGUUCGCAGGCACCGAAAAAAACCUUGGAAAUGGCGCCGAUCGAACCGCACCAAAAUGAAAACACCAGCAAAAAACCGUCCCGCCGUCACGUGACUAAACUAUCACGUGGCCCAAGUCAAAAUAUUCCGGAUGAAAGAAUUUCACCUGGAAAGAGUGAAAUCAGUCGACGAGAGAGAAGACAGUGGAACAAGCGCUCGAACUCUUUGUUUUCUCCUCACGUGACUAAUCUGUACCCGUUUGAGACGAUUGAUGUGAGUAAUAGCAGCAACGCCGGCAGCCUUAGCAACGCCAGCAGCCUUAGCAACGACCUGCCCAAUGGCACUGCUGAAGCUAGAAUGUCGGAUAAUGCUGCUCUGGACAGGAGAAAACUCCAUAUUCAAAACCGUCGCAGGAACGGUCAAAAAGCCGUGGAAUCCUCGAUAAGUUCCAGGGGAGUUUAUCAUUUAAGCAGUCCACGGACUUCAGAGAAAAGUUAUCAUUCUAGCAAAACCUCUGAGUUUCAUUCUAAACGUCUUCAACGAGAACGUUCCAAUGAUCUGGAAAACAACCGAAGCCUAUAUAUUAGCUCCCGGAACAGUACUCACUCGGAAGCGUUCACCGAUGAUUACGGUAUGGGUCUUAGAGACGACGACGUCGACGUUUUGACAAAGAAUGAUAUGAAAGACAAAAAGGCCCACUAUAAUAACAGUGAUUUCAAAUUAGAGAGCCGAGGAUCGGACUCUUAUUUCAAUGGUUAUGAUAAGAGUUAUAGCAGCGACAUGAACAGCAACAACAAUAAUUAUUAUAAUGAUAUUGAUAGUGAUAGUGAUAGAUAUGCAAGCACGAGAUUGGCUCACAAUUCAAAAGAUAAAAGGUUCGAAUUAGGGAACUUACAUGACGCUAGUCCGUUGAGAAGUUUGAUGAAAUGGGAAUACGAAGAUCUGUAUGGCGGGAAACGACCCAACUCGGUCCGUCCAGCUCGGCCGAAAUCAGCCGUGGUCAGUGCUCGGACACAUGCGAUGACCAUAACGGACAGCGAUGACAGUUCCCUCGAUGGGGACAUAGAGUAUGUUGACUUGGAGGAACUCUCUGAUGGGGAAGACGCAAUUGUUCUUAUCGACCCCGAAUCAAUGAAACACCAGUCGAAUAAUUCCUGGAAAGACGACGAUUCCGAUGUCCGGCGAUCGGUCUCCACGAAAGCAUCUCAAGAAAUCUCCCCGCGGCAAAAUCCAAGAUUUGUCAACAAAAUUUCCCAAGAGAGUAAACGAUUGCGAAGCAACGGCUCGGAAAGCGGGAAACCGGAUACAAACUGGCUUUUUGCGAACAAGAAUAGCGAUUCCAGCAAAGAACGUCGCGAAAAACGGAGGGAGUCCUUUAUGGAUCCCACAGAUCCGUCUGAGUUUAAACUGAACGGACAGAUUCAUAAACUUAAUAUGAAAAAAGACAUGUUUGACUUAUCUUCUUUCAAAGACAAUCUGUCUCUGCCGAGGGAAGCAUCUCUCACUUCUUCGUUUCAGAAAUACAACAGAGACAGACUCUUGUCCGACAGUCUGAGACAAAACAAUGCCGUGUUGAAAACGCAAAAACACCAAUCAGAUCGAUCCGAUAUGAUUCGAUUUGAAAAGAAAGAACUUCUCCCUCGUCGCAGUUCACACCCACCUCUACCGAGACGGUUGAAACCAUUAUUCAGGAAUAUGCCUGACGAUGGAGAAGGCAACGAACUGAACGAGAAUGGUUUGGCUUAGUCAUGCCAUCAGUGUUAUAUCUUUUGUUUAGAAAUUGAUUUUUUUUUUCAUUCACCAAAAUUUGGUAAUAAAACUUUGAUUAUUAAACAAA